Molecule: messenger RNA, 2538 nt
Organism: Amoebophrya sp. A25
Lineage: Eukaryota; Dinophyceae; Syndiniales; Amoebophryaceae
Source: the annotation of a GenBank genome assembly
GGACUAUAGUUUGAAAAAGCAAGGAACUAACUUCGAAAACUUGAUAGAUUGCAUACGUUCAAUUCAAAGGAAUCAUUUUCAUUGAUUUUGAUAAUUUCAUUCUAACGGGAGGAGCUGGAGCUCAACCACAAUUAACCUGAAAACUGUACCUACCCAGCAAAAGCAUUACACACGUCCGCAAAGGCAAAAAUCGCCUCAACUCCUGCAUUAGUAAAGUAGUGAUACAUCAUUUAGAAGAUGUGUUGUAAAGACGGAUUAUCUCUGUAGACGAUUUUCUCAUUACCCUUCUACUAGCCCUGCUAUUUGUUGUCGUAUUUAUUUAAACGUUUCAUGGCAUGGGAUGAGACCAGGACAUCUUUAUACUAGAUUUGAAUUUGAUGGUCGUUACGAGUCGUGCUGAUUUUUAUCUUCAAAAGUCAGUAUCAGAAUACAUUCAUAGAUAACCGAGAAUCCUUACAGUAAUAAUUUAGAGUAGAAAUUAGCCUUAUAUUCGCUCUGACGGUACAGGUCACCCUGUGGACGGCGAGUCAAGAACUCCUAUCCUGUUAACACCUCUUUAACCACAUACGAGUAGAUAGGAUCUUACCCUAAAAAGUGGAUAGAAAGAUAGGAGUUGACUGUAUAGGAUAGGCUUAGCAUUAGUAGGAUAGGAUAUCGUACUAUAGAGUAGAUACGAUCAGAAGAUACUACUAUGUAUCCUAACACCUCUAUCUUCAACUCCGCCUUCUGAUCUGACCCUAUCAACUACAAGAUGUCGGCCUCUGUCCGUGUGAUGGCUACCGGUCUUGGCCUCUUUGAGGCAACCUUCGCAGCUGCCUCUACUUUCGCUGCUGCUUCUAAAAAGAGCGCUGCUUCUAAAAAGGAUGCUGUUUUUCCUAAACCUUUGCCAGUGGGUCUAGUCACUCCACCUGCUGCAUCUACGUCUGCUGCAUCUACGUCUGCUGCUUUGGGUGGACCAAGAACUGCGGCUCCAUCUGGAGGAACGGUGAAUCAACAUCUUGUCCCAAAAGCUGAUGAAACUAUUUUCGAACAGGGUUUGCUAGAGCGUGCUGCGACACUAGAGGACGAGGACGAUACGGAGGUUGCAGAGAAAAUCUGGUGGAUGCCAAUUAGCUGGAUCUUGCAUGCCAGAAAUGACAUUAACCCGCAUUUUUCGAAAGCACUCAAGGGCCGCGUAAAAGGGAAGGGAGGUCCCUCCAAGAAUAUUGAGGGGAAAGACUUCAGCAGGCAGAGGUUCGAGGAAUUUUCUGUACUCGAUACUGCGGAAGCAGUCGCCACAGAGACCGUUGCAGUUAAGGAUGGGGCCACUAAAAACUCAUCUCUUCAUCUUCUGUAGGGAUGACCCCUCAAGAACAGUAUGCCUCCCAACACAAGAACAAGGGACGAGAUAUUGGCGCAUAUUCUUGAGGGAUUUCCACAGGGAAGAUGAAUUGGGGAGAUUUCUAACGCAGCGAACGUCAAGAGGUUCGCAAAAGCGGACGCCAAGGACAAGACCGCUUUCGCACAUUUGAGACCAGUUCACCGUUUUCUGCGCCAACUUAUUGUGACCGUAACGCCUUUGUGCGGUCACGAGGGUUUGCAGAAUUUGGGACACCACGUGAACACAAAGUACCCGUACAAGAUAUUCAGCGAUAGCGAAGGCCUUUUUAAGAAGGAGAUGCUCUCGGACGAUCUGUGGAGAUUGAUUGAAGAAGUAUGUGUCCCAGGAAAUCCCUAUCAAGGAUGGUUUUAUGUAGCUCAGAAUAGCCGUCGUCUGGCUAUGUUCCAGACGGUCCUGAAGUAUCUCAAACUCGCGUACGGGGAAGAGGUUGCUGCAGGAGGUAUAUUGUUUUGACAUUUAUUAACACUUUUUAGUUUUAGCAGAUUUAGGAGGAUCGUACUUGAUGAUAUUGAUAAUUACUUACUCUUUUCUCUUUUCUAUCUUCCUCUACUGGUCUUUGUUUUUUCUAGUUACGUCGGCUCCACCACAAUUUAUUUGCACAAUCUUACAGUCUUAGGUUAUCUAGUAUGGAUCACGAUCAUCCUGCACAUUUUCGGUUAGGUUAGAUCAUGGAUUCUGCACAAAAUGUUUAACAAGUUACAACAUUUUAGAUAAUUAUUCACACUCAAUCAUUCAUAAGUAAGAUUCAUAUCACACUCAUAAGUAAGAUAAAGGUUCAUACCUUGUGGUCAAAUUGAUUCCUUCACUUCAAUGAAUUAGAGAGGCUACACCCCAUCUCGACAGAUAACUUCCAAGUCCCGGUGAGGAUGCUGUAUGUUUCGAAAUUUCGCCUCGCCGUGGAUGUGAUUGCGUUUACGCUUCGUCACUAUCGUUACACUGCGUCGGGAGGACCUCAAGGUGCUGUCGCUGGGAGAACACCAGAUGUUCUUCCGAAGAAGCCGAGUGACGUGGCGAAAGUAAAUACUGUUGGUAGGAACGUACAGAUCGACGAAAAGUACGAGAUUUUUUACGAUGUUGAGGUGGAACCCGCCAAGGAUAAUGUCUUAAGACCAGAACUUGCUUUAACCGAAGCGGAAAGAGGAGAAGCAGAAGCGCAA